Westerdykella ornata is the source of this 3215-nucleotide messenger RNA. RefSeq lists its product as uncharacterized. Lineage: Eukaryota; Fungi; Ascomycota; Dothideomycetes; Pleosporales; Sporormiaceae. The coding region runs from base 92 to 3130 and encodes 1012 amino acids. The record is from RefSeq and is a predicted model, not a curated record. The transcript has a single exon.
UCUUUCAUUUUGAACCUAUCACAAUACACUGUGUUUUCCAACCUUCCUUCUCUUUCCUUCGUUAUUUCCAGCGAAUCUCCCUUGCAAUACUAUGGCGUCACACGGGGUCGUCCCGGAUCUGUUUGACGAUCGCUACCUGCAGCUCCAAGAUGUCGCAGGCAACGUCGAGCCGUUUCCAAUACCCGUGCCUCACGAGGAUUAUGAGCAGUACAUCACCGUGUAUGCGAUAGGCAUCCCGCUCGAUAUCUUCACCGCACUAAUACAAGACUUUACGGAUCGAUACUCUAUGGAAACCGGCGAGGAACUGUGGAGCUGGCUAGUACAGUGGAAAGUCGACAAGUCAGAGGACGGCGAUCGCAGCUUGGCUUUCAAGAGACCCCGGUUGUGGACGGACAGAUUAACAGUACCGCCCGCUCCAUCAGCUUCAAGCCCGUCACCGAGGCUCCAGCGUGAAGAUAAGAAAUUCUACAAACCCCUCGGACGUCGGCGAUUCGAUCCCGAGCUAGCCAAAUACGAGGAAGUCUUGAGAGUUUUGCUCGACAUCUUCCAGGCGGAGCCGAACAAAGUACCGAGUAUCAUCGAGAUUCUGUACGAGUUUCUGGAUUAUUACGAGGGAGACGGUUAUGCCUUGAAAUGCGCUAUGCAGAAGGAGAUCCCCAACCUUUGGGCGUUUGAACGCCCUCCGGUUGUUCUGCCCCACGGACAUCCCAAAACACACAAUAACGCGGUGCGGGACCCGGUGCCAGGGGAGGAUGACGAAGAGUUUAGUGAGCGUCGACAAUACGGAGAGAAGAGGUUUGGUCUUCAGGCGCCGAAAGUGGAUUUGCCAAUGUCGGUGGUCAUCAACAUGCCGCCCGCGGGGGAUCAUCUAGCGCGCACCAGGUACCACGCUGCCUGCUUCAAAUCGCGCGAGCUGGCGCUCAGUCUGCUCAAGGAGGCCGGUAUGUCGGAAAGACAGAUUGACAAUUACGUCGUCGGGCAAAAAGACCAUCCGAUGGAUACGCCUGAGGACGGGCUAGGUGGAGGCUUCAAGCACUACAGGACUGACAAGUGGUUUCAUCGAGAACUACUUGAGAUGCGGGGCCAGGUUACAAAGCUUGAUAAGUCUGUGGAGGCACUGAUGAAUGCAAGGCUGGAUUAUCAAGCACAGCAAGCGGCACAUCGCGCAGAAGUGGAAGCUAUGGACCUCAAUACGGCCACCGAGGGUUCGUCAAGUACACUCCAGGUACCUGCUCCGCUAAUACCCCACACGGCUUCAUCCGCAUUUCGAGGAAACACGCACAGUAUAAGUCCCAGGAGAAAUAAUGAAGCUUUCGAGUUCCCGGAGGCCGUGGACCCCAUCACGGAAGUACCGGGAGAGUUGGCCCCCUACCUCAAAUCCAGGCUUUUCUCCGCCGCAGUAUCUCAGCUCAACGUGCGUACAGAAGAGGAUGUUGAUGGCGAUGAUGAAAUGUCAGAGGACGAGGAAGGAUAUGCAGACGGUGACACCAGCUUUGGUGGGAGCAGUGACCCUAUGGAUGUCACUCCACACACCUCCGUUACCGCCAUUAGUCCCACAACUGCGACAUUGGCAUCCGCAUCGAAUUCGAACCUCGCAACGUAUUUACAGCAGCUCACGCCUGCGCAGGCGGCUCGUCUAGCCCCUUCGUUGCUCAAUCACCUUAGGCUGGUGUUGGCGCGCCACCAGGCCGCUCGGGCUGCUGCACAAGCCCAAGCUCGUGAUUCUGUAGGUACUUCUGCUGGAAUAUCUCCUGCUGGGACGCAUGUUGGACCAUCUCAUGCAGGGGUCGCUUCACUGCCGCCGGCCCAGGCUGCAUCGAGUGCAGCGGUGGCAGAUAUUGCUCCUCUCGCAGCACCAACAAACGCAAUGCUACAGAUAUCCGCCCUCAUGCAGCCCGUAGCUGCAAAUACUGGAGCACAAGGCCCACAACUGCUUCCACCUGUAGUCAUGGCAAACAAUCCCGGCAUCACUGUCACAGCGCCGCCCACUUUGAGAGCCCAGGGCCCAUUUCCCACUGUGUCGCAGCAGCAGUCCCUGCAACACAAUAGCUUGCCGGCUACACAAGUGCAUCAGCAUCAUCAGCAGCGUUCGGCCGUUUCACCGAUUCCGAACCACUCACUGUUGACACCAGGUUUGCAGGGGCUGUCGUUCAGUGGCACCCCGUCAGGUAGUCUUUCGCCAACAGCGACCCCGAACCGUCCACAUCUGACUCCGGGUUUACGCGGCCCUUCUGCCAACAGUGCUGCUGCCAAUAGCUUCACCUCUCCCGUAAUCGCAACGACCCCUUCACCUUCGACUGCCGCCGGCCCUUCAAGUCAGAAUCUCCCUCUUCCACCCCCUCCGAGCAUAGGUUUCCCGCCUCCUCGUCCAGGUAUCCAGCGAGGUAGCCUCCCUUCUCCUCUUAGAACCUCCUCAACCAUGGCCACGAGCUCCGGUAGAGCUCAUGCCUGCAGUAUCAUACACCCUUACCGUGUCAGGUCUCCAGAGAGUUCACAGCCGCGCACCAUCUGCAUUCACUUUCCCUCCAUCCUCCUCCCUCGCAACACCCUUCCAGGUGGCGAGGACGGUGACCAAGACAACGAUGCCAUGGACACGGACAGGCCCAAGGAUAACUCAGGAGAACGAACCGAUGCCCUCAUGCUCGGCAUCGAAGACAUGAACACGGGCACAAUUGAACUCUCCCGCGCCAUCUUCCUCUCCGCAAACAUCGGCUCCAUCUUCCGCCGCAAAAUGAUCGACGGCAGUUACCAGCUCAUCGAGAGGUACAUUCCCCGUUUCGGAUGCCCUCCCAGGACAUACACCAGCAAGGGCAAGGGUAAAGCUCCGAUGCCACGGGGUCAUAGCGGCCAUGGUAGCGCGUACGACAAGUUGAUGCAAGCGCUUUCGUUCAUGUACCAGCACGCUGGCUCUACAGACAGGGAGGAAUUGCUGUCGAAGCGGUGGCGCGUCUCUCCGGGGAUGAUGGCGGAGACGGAUAGGGGAGCGGUGUGGGAGGGGUGGGCGGUGGUGCUGGAUAGGCCGAUUGAGAUGACGAGUGAGGAGAGGGAUAGGGGGGCGCUGAAGGUGCGGCCGUUGAAUUUGGAUGCUCAGAGGAUGAAGGAGAUAGAGGAGAUGCUGGAGGAUUACUGAUUGCGCCUCAAAAGAGGGGGGAUGCCUUGGAUGCUUGGGUCGCGAAUCUCUAGUGGACAUGAUCUCAAUGGACAAGCAUACUUCG